Messenger RNA from Linum trigynum, 2857 nucleotides. NCBI's taxonomy places the organism in Eukaryota, Viridiplantae, Streptophyta, Magnoliopsida, Malpighiales, Linaceae. The record is from the annotation of a GenBank genome assembly.
GUUGUUUUAAUUAAUUUUGUUCAUUCUAGUGAACUAUUGUCGUACUUUCCUCUUAAUUAAUGUGAGAAUAUGUGUGAAUGAUAACAUAUUUGUUGGAGUUAUGAAAAGAAAUUAUUACCCAUGGAUAACCGUGGGUACCCGAAACCCGAACGAGUAUAGGCAUGGUUUUAAUUUUCUACCCGUUUCACAUGUGGGUAUGGGUAUGGAUAAAACCCGAACUACUUUGGGUAGGGUAACGGAUAUGCACUAUCCGUCCCCGACCCGACCUAUUGCCAUCCCUAGAUAGGAUGGAGCUAUUAACCCCACUUCAAAUAUUGAUUCCGUCAUUACAAUGGUCGAUAGGUGGUCCAUAAUUAAGUGAAGAAUCUAAUGGGAACAUUAACUACCAAUCUAACCCUUUGGGCUUGGCUUAUUUUUGUGGUAUGAACCAUCUCAAACUUAUAGGAGGAGACGAUAUGGGUUACACAUUUGUUCGGACCAUCAAAGAUCGUUUCUAUAUAGAUUGGUAGAUUGUGAGAAUUGAAUUCGCGAUCGCACUGCUAGUCUCGUGCUUAUCUCUUGAGAUAUUAGUAAGUAAUUAUUUGGAUCCACCACUUUCUGGGUAGUUAUAUAUAAUUUGUAAGAUAAAUCUACUCAAUGCCCUUCACUUUUGGCCAUAUAUUAGUGUAAAUCUACUGAUCUAUCGAUCAUUGAUGUCAAGCUACCGAAUAUACAGUGAUAAUAUAUACAAAUUAAAUAGGGUUUGUUUAGUUUUCGUUUGAUUAAGACCAUGAUAAUGAAUUUAUUGAAGAUGCUCUCACACUGUAUGUAUAUAAUGAAUGUUAAUUGAUUUUUAGCGAAAUUAAGAGGUUCCUUUGUUUUUGGAAGAAAAGCUACACCAAUCAUUCUCUAUAUGUGUGUCAUAUACAAUAAUUGUUAAUUAGUAAAAUGUGCGAUGUUAUUGCAUUGUAGAAUCACUCAUACAACACGUAUAAGUUGGGAGUUCAGGUUUUUAUAUAUCUCUCCAUUUGAUUCUCUUCACAUUUGUUCUUGUUUUCACGAUUUCUACGUCGUUCAAAACUUAAUAAAAGAAUAAAUUGCUAACGAGGCUUAUGAGUAAUUCAGAAGCGAUAAAAAAAUAUUAAUGUAGCAUGUGAAUAAUCAAAUUGUACUUACAAACACGCGCCAGCUCUACCAAAAAUCGAACGUAACACUUAACCCCAAUAUUAAAAAUGAAAAAAAUAACUCAUAAAAAAAAUUCAAAAGGAGGGGAUCUUAUGAACCCUCCAAAGUCCAAUCAAGCCAAUUUACAAGAGCCACCCAAAAUACAAAACGAAAAACCACAAAAAAUGUAAUAAAAACACAAAUACUGAAAAAUGAAAUACAGAAUCAAAAAAAAAAAAAACAAAAAAAAACCUCUUCCCCCAUAUAAGCAAACAAAGCCCAUUCCUUCCUCCUUUCUUCUGCCCUCCCAAACACAGUUUUUCCCUCUUCCAAAAAUUUUUGGAAGAGAGAAAUACAGGGCCUUUCAUAAACAGAAAACAAUAAUCCAACAAAAAAAAAGAGAAAUAAACCCCUCAAAAAUUCAUUAGAAAAAAAAAACCCAACAGAGCUUUCUUCUUCCUUUCUCUCUUUCCCUUCAUUUUUUUUUUCCUUCGCCGGUAGAGAGGGUUGGAAGAAGAAGAAGAAGAAGAAAGAAGAAAUGGGUCGUCUUCAGAUUAAGCUAAUGAAGCCUGCAGUGGAGGAAGAAGGAAUCCUGAAGCCUCUUGAUCAUCGUCAUCAACAACAUAAUGAUAGAGCUAAUCUGGAGAUUAAUGAUUUCCAGAACGAUUAUUACAAUCAUUAUUACAAUGAUGAGAAUGAUGGCGGUGGUGGUUGCAAAAGUUUGUCCCUCUCUCAAGCUGUUGCUGCCUGUUGUGGUGGGGCCGGAGAUUGGGAUGCCGCCGCCGGCGGCGAUGAUGAUCGAUCGCCGGAGGAGGAUGACGAUGAGGCCAUCGACAGAGUCAUGUUUUGGGAAUCCCAGGAGGCCUUGCUUCAGGAGGUCUUGGAACGCCAUAGCUCAGCAAGUCUGAAGCUGAGGCAAGAAGUUGGGCGGAUAAUAGGGCUAGCAAAGAAGACAGACUUCUGCAACUGCAUGAACAUCACUACCAAGACGACAAAGAGCACCCAAGAAGGCUGCACCAGUUGCUUGCGGAACAAGGUAGUCGACAUGCUUCUCGAAAGAGGUUUCAAUGCCACUCUCUGCACAUCACAGUGGAAGAACACCAAGAAGUUCCCCGGAGGCAAACACGAGUACGUGGAGCUUAUGGCGAGCACGAGUGCGAGGAAGAAGAGGAUACCCUACGUGGUGGAGCUGGAGUUCAAGGCCCAGUUCGAGAUCGCGAAGCCCUGUGGGGAGUACCGACGGAUGGUGUCCCUGUUGCCGGAGUACUACAUCGGGAAAGCAGACUACCUGAACGCCAUCGUACGCAUCCUCUGUGAGGCGGCCAAGACAUCAAUGAAGGAGCAGAAGAUCCACAUGGGGCCAUGGAGGAAGAGGAGCUUCAUGCAGAUGAAAUGGUCGAGUUCUUCCCAGAAGACGAUCUCUCAGCAGCUGGAGGAUGCUCUCGCCAGCAAGAAGCUGAAUUCGACGAUUCAGCAUUCGUCUGCUGUUCCUGCUGUUGAGGUCAUAUAGAAGGAUAUAUGAUAUGAACAGAGGAAGGAAGCUUUGGGGGUUCUUUUUCAAUUUUUGGUUGGAAGAGGUAUGGGGAGAGCACAACAAAUUUUGUACGUCAGGAGACAAAAAGAUCUUUGCUUUUGAGCACAAAUAUUACACAUAAAUAAAAUAUUUUUUUUAUAUAUAGAGUCGAAACGAGUUCAAUAGAUAUGGAGUCUAAUU